AUGAAAUUAUUGGUAUUAAUCUUAGUUGCUCUUAAUAAGGUAUGUAUUGGCGUUCGAUAUGAAUGUAAUUAUAAUGAAGUGUCAUGUGGUUGUGGUAUUUCUAAUGUUGAAUUAGAUCCAUUAAGAAUUAUCGGUGGUGAAGAAGCUAUUCCAUACAGUUGGCUAAUGAUUGUUUCUUUGCGUAAUAAUCGUCAACUUGAAAGAAAACAUUAUUGUAGUGGAUCAAUUAUUAACAAAUAUUUUAUUUUAACUGCAGCACAAUGUGUUAUAAAUAUGGGUUCUCCAUCAAACAUUCUAACUGCUACUGCUAUUCACAAUCGGACAGACAUUGAUGAGAUAGAGCAUUCAGUGAAAAAAAUCUUCAUACAUCCUAAUUAUACAGGGCAUAAAGAUGGAUUUAAAAAUGAUAUUGCUCUUUUAGAACUUGAUACGCCACUCGAUAUUGAUGAAAAUCCAUUUCAUGCAAAAACAUGCUUACCAGAGAUUAAUAUCUCAACAAAUCAAACAGAAAUAUUUACCAUCGAUAAUAAUGAUCCCAUAUGUCGUCGAUCAUUUAUUGAUCCAGAAAAACAAAUAUGUACUGGAAUUUAUCAAGGUGGCAAAGGUACAUGUCGUGGUAAGUUAUUUUAG
This is a messenger RNA of Adineta steineri, 630 nucleotides long. Lineage: Eukaryota; Metazoa; Rotifera; Eurotatoria; Adinetida; Adinetidae. The record is from the annotation of a GenBank genome assembly.